AGUGUCUCGCUGUGGAGGUGUUUCUCUAGGGGGUGUUGGGGAUGGCUCUCUGGAGGGGGCGGUUGUUCCCUUCACACCUGAGUUCAGGGUCAGGUUUUCUUCUUGGCCCGGAGCAGGUGUGAGCCUGUUCAAUGACCAGGGCUGCUCUUGCUGCCUCUCUCCUAGAUUAUGCGGCUCUUCCCCCGCAGCAGCCAUGGGUUCUGUGCUUUCCCUCUCUGUCAAUAACUCCACCUCAAGGCAGAGCAAGAAGCCUGAGGAUGACGAUGACGACUUACUCGAUAGCCGAGACCGUGUGGAAGACAUUGCCAAGUUUCCAUAUGUCGAAUUCACGGGUCAGGACAGCAUCACCUGUCCCACUUGCCAAGGCACCGGCUGCAUUCCCACAGAGCAGGUAAAUGAGUUGGUGGCUCUGAUACCCUACAGUGACCAGCGGCUUCGUCCACAGAGAACGAAGCUCUACGUCCUGCUGUCGGUGCUGCUCUGCCUCCUGGUAUCGGGGCUGGUGAUUUUCUUCCUAUUCCCGCACUCUGUCCUGGUGGAUGAUGAUGGUAUUAAAGUGGUUCAGGUUUGGUUCGACAAGAAGAACUCCGUUGUCAUUCUUGCCAUCACGGCCACGUUACGCAUCAGGAACUCCAACUUCUACUCGGUGACGGUGACCAGCCUGACUAGUCAGGUGCAGUACAUGAACACCGUGGUGGGAACCCAGCAGAUCACCAACGUCUCCAGCAUCCAGCCUCUGAGCGACAAACUGGUGAAUUUCACUGUGAAGGCAGAGCUGGGUGGACCCUUCUCCUAUGUGUAUUUCUUCUGCACGUUUCCCAAGGUGAAGGUACAUAACAUCGUCAUCUUCAUGAGGACGUCGGUGAAGUUCUCCUACAUCGGCCACGUGACGCAGAGCGCUCUGGAAACGUACCACUACGUGGACUGCAGUUCCAACUCCACAGCUGCCCAGGACCCGCUGCCUGCCCUGUCCCGCUCAGCACGGGGCGCGGCCAAAGCUGAGACCAAGCCCUGAGGCCACCACUGUUUUCCUCGUGCAGAUGGAUUUCUAGAAGGGACCAGGGACUUUUCAACUGGAAGCAGAGGGAUGGCGAGUGACUUGGGGAGAUAUUUGAAAGCUUUGGGUCCUUUCUGUGCCCUUCCACGUGCAGCCGGGCUGUGCUGCUGUUCACAAAACCCUCUCGGGGUGUUUGUGUGUUUGUUCGUGUGCAAGCAAACAGGUCCCUUCCCAAAGUCGGGGUCGUGCUGGCCCUGCCUUCCUCUUCGAUUCCGAAGAAUUAAUUUUUGGUAGGGAAAACAGCCUCGCGCUUCGUGCAGUGGGGUCUGAAGGUCCCAGAGAUUUAGAGUUGACUUUUUAGGCUGUUUUGAAGCUUAGUGCUGUAUCGGGUCCUUUCAGCUUCAACUAAUUAGUCCCGUGCAAUUAAUUUAUUCCACUUUUGUUCAGUGGCAGCACGUCACCGGCUCGUUUCAGCGCUGAUCUUGCUCCAAAAGGAUGGUUCUGGUAGGGAACCCUCAGCCGCAGGCUCCCACCUCUGUAACUUCUCCCAGAAGGAGGACAAGGAAUCAAAAACCCUUGAAACACCCUUUUUUCUGUUGUGCAGGAUUUGUUUGCUGGCAGCUGAGGCCACCUACAGCAAACCAGCACCAAACCACUGGGGUGUUUUUUUUGUUUUUUGGUUUGUUUUUUUUUUGAAGACAGCCUCAGUAAGUGCAGCGCUGCUGGGGAUGCGUGAAGGGUCCGUGUGAAUUAAACCUUCCUCCUCCUCCACGUGUGGCUCGGAGCCUUCCUCCCCCCCACAUUCACCAGCUGCAGCAUCUCUGGGGUUUGAAACUGGGGAAUUUGUAGCUCGGCGUGGCUUUGUACUUGCGCCUGCAGCAAACAAACGCGGAUUUAAACUGAUUUUUGGUGGGAGUUGGGCGUUUCAAAGGCUUCGCUCCCGGGAGCUGCCCCUUCCCCACGGAUGCUAUCCACUCUGUUCUUAAAUAAAUGUGAAAACUCAACC
This is a messenger RNA of Athene cunicularia (burrowing owl), 2003 nucleotides long. RefSeq names its product transmembrane protein 106C (gene TMEM106C). The coding region runs from base 194 to 1015 and encodes 273 amino acids. NCBI's taxonomy places the organism in Eukaryota, Metazoa, Chordata, Aves, Strigiformes, Strigidae. The transcript has 7 exons. The record is from RefSeq and is a predicted model, not a curated record.